Messenger RNA from Ruditapes philippinarum (Manila clam), 2211 nucleotides. RefSeq names its product NXPE family member 3-like. The coding region runs from base 516 to 2189 and encodes 557 amino acids. The record is from RefSeq and is a predicted model, not a curated record. NCBI's taxonomy places the organism in Eukaryota, Metazoa, Mollusca, Bivalvia, Venerida, Veneridae. The transcript has 7 exons.
UUAAUGUAGCGAUACUAGGACCAAAUUAAGUUCAGUGUUCCUUUGUGGAGUUUCAAAAACAAAAAAAUGUUUUUAUUAAUUUAAGAUCAAUAGACGCAAAGAGUAUUUUUAAUUUUAUCAUAAACAAGAAAAUCGAUAGAUAUACAUUAAAUGUUUUUUUUUUUCGUUACAAACAAGCAUUUUGUUUAUACAGUGUUUAUUUAUUUCAUGCGAUACAUUUACUUUUAUCAUAAUGUUAAAUAAUGUAGAUAAAUAAAAUAAAUUCUCUGAAAAACAAGUUACACUGCAAUGUUUAUUUUUUCCAUUAAUUUCAUUUUUUUUAUUUUACAUAUAAAUAUUGUUCAUAUAUAAAUCGGUACACACAGCACGUUUAACGUAAGUUAUAAAAAUGGGUAUGUAAAAUUGAUAGGAUCUAAUUGUAUAUACCGCACACAAAAUGUGUACAGCCAAAUACACUAAUUAUAAGGUAGUAUAAAAAUGCAUUUCCCGGUGUAAACCUGACAAGUGACUUUAAAAUGUCUGGACUAACAUCGAUCAGAUUAACCAGGAGAUCGGUAUGCAUAUGGUUUGGUUUCAUAACAUGCAUAGCUGUAACAUAUCUGGGAAAUAACUUCGGACAUACAACUGAAAUACCGACAUUGGAUAAAAACUCCCAUUCUGAAAUAUCUAUAUUAAAAAGUAAUGAUGCGUUCAAAAAAAUAUUGCAAAUAUACAGAACGGAUAAACAAUGUCAUGAUGCUAUGUUAGCUGCUGAUCCUGUGCGCUCAGCUAUAUAUGUAAAAGGAAGAUGUUCAGUCUUUCUCGGAGAAUAUGUUGACUUUACUGCAAUACUGUACAAUGGAUAUGGUAAACCUAAGUAUACAGGAGGGGAUCAUUUACGGGCACGUUUAUAUAAUGACUUACUUGGUGCAUAUUCCCUUGGUACGAUUUUGGAUCAUAAUAAUGGCACAUACACCGUAACUGUACAAGCGUUGUGGAUAGGACGGGCGCAGCUAGAAGUAGAAGUUUUAUAUUCAAAAGAAACCAUGACUACCGCCUUUCGUUUAAGGAGAACAUGGGAUUUUUCCAACAUAUUUGCAUUUUUUUCGUACAAGAACUAUACUGAUAAAACAACAUGUGGUCCCGAUAACGAAACAGUUCUAGAAUAUUCUAAACAAACACAACUGUGCAAUUUUUCCUAUUGGAACAAUUCACAACAAUGGUUUUGUGGGAAACCAAAAUACCAGCUUUCGUGUGACCAUUGGAGAGCAAUUACCCGUAACUGGGAUAAUUUUACUAAAGGAAUGAACACAUGUGAACAAGAACUGAGUAAAAGGGAUCGUCAUACACAUAUACAGUCUAACAUAACUUUACAAAUACUUCCAAAUACAAUCAAUGGUGUAAACAGGACUACAUUUAUAGAAACCAGUAACACCUGUUCAAAUUACAAUAAAACAAAAUUAUGGUUCAAGGUAAAACCUACUGGAUAUUACUACAACAACAAAUGGAUUAUGUUGCAUUGUAAAGGUUUUAGACACUUCCAUGGUGAGUGUUUCCGCAAUAAGACUUUACUAUUUUGGGGAGACUCGACACUUUAUCAGUGGUAUACUUACUUAAAAAACAAAUUUCUGGCUGGAAUUGAAGCUACUUGCACUCUUGGACAGGGAUGGCAUAGAUAUCAAAGGUGCAACUUCUACAAAUACAACAUGACAAUAAUCUUUCUCGGACAUAACAUCCCAUUGUGUGGUUUUAAAAUGAAAAAUCUUUACACCUUUUUUAAAAGUAUUUCAUUUGAAAAAGUCAUUGAAUCAGAAUCAAGGAAUACAGAUGAUCUUCUUCUCGUUUUGCAUUUGUACGCGCAUAUACAAUUAUAUAAAUUCGAACAUUUUGCUGCACACAUAUCUGAAAUAAAAAAAAGUUUAAAGAGGAUACUUAAAAUGAAGACUAAUAUAAAAGUGUUCAUAAAAUUACCCCAUGCGUAUCGAAGAUUUAAGGAAGGUUUAUGGAAAAUUAAACGAAACGAUUUCGUCGGGUUUAUCUUUACACAUAUCAUGCAAACACUGUUUCAAGGACUCUUGGAUAAAAUUAUUGUAUUAGAUCAGAAGGAUUCUACUAUCGCAAAGCGGAACUUAGACAUUCAUCCAUCGGACACAAUUGUCCGGGAAAUGGUUCUUCAGUUUAUGAGUUAUGCAUGUACAAAUGAUCAAUAAUAUAAACAAAAAUUAUAGAAAA